Molecule: messenger RNA, 1412 nt
Organism: Protopterus annectens (West African lungfish)
Lineage: Eukaryota; Metazoa; Chordata; Ceratodontiformes; Protopteridae
Gene: CTSK
Product: cathepsin K
Exons: 8
Coding region: 195-1190 (331 amino acids)
Biological process (GO): immune response
Cellular component (GO): lysosome
Molecular function (GO): cysteine-type endopeptidase activity
Source: RefSeq, a predicted model, not a curated record
GGAUUUUUUUCCAUCUAUUAAUAACACUUCCUGAUGCAAAAAAAUCAUAUAAAUGUGUUUCCUGCUGUAAGUGUUUCAAGAGGGAGUCUGCCAAUUCAGAAGUGCUGAAGAAGAAACAAGUUUAAAAACAGCUCUGUAAAACAGAUUGACAAGGAAACUUGAAGCAGACCAUUCAGCUCAUCAAAGAUAAAAAAAUGCAUCAGUGGAGAAUUCUGGUAUUAAUCGUGGUGGCAGUGCAGGCAACCUUGUCUCUGGAUUCAUCCUUAGACUUGGAGUGGGAGCUGUGGAUGGAAAAACACAACAAACGAUAUAACAGCCAGGAUGAACAUUUGUCAAGAAGGAUGAUCUGGGAAAAGAAUCUGAGGUUCAUUACAAAUCACAAUCUAGAAUUCUCACUUGGAAUGCACACUUUUGAAGUUGGAAUGAACCACUUGGGAGACAUGACAAGUGAAGAGGUGGUUAAGAAGAUGACGGGGCUAAUUGUUCCACAAACUCCUCCCAACCUAAAUACAACAUAUUAUGUUCCAGAUCUGACUGAAACCCUGCCAGAUUCAAUUGACUACAGAAAAAAGGGUUAUGUCACUCCUGUCCGCAACCAGGGAUCAUGUGGUUCAUGUUGGGCAUUCAGUUCUGUUGGGGCUCUGGAAGGGCAGCUGAAGAGAAAGACUGGUAAACUUCGGAAUCUCAGUCCUCAGAACUUAGUUGACUGUGUUGAGACUAAUAACGGAUGUGGAGGUGGCUACAUGACCAAUGCAUUUGACUAUGUGAAGCAGAAUCGAGGGAUUGACUCAGAGGAGUCGUAUCCGUAUGUAGGGCAGGACCAAUCCUGCCAAUAUAACCCAAAAGGAAAAGCUGCCAAAUGCAGAAAAUAUGUCAACAUUACAGAAGGAAGUGAAAAAGAUCUGAAGCACGCUGUUGCCAAAGUUGGACCAGUCUCUGUAGGCAUUGAUGCUAGUUUGUCUUCAUUCCAGUUCUAUACCAAAGGUGUCUACUAUGAUAAAGACUGUAACAUUCAGAAUAUUGAUCAUGCUGUGCUUGCAGUUGGCUAUGGUACAGCAAAGGGCAGCAAAUACUGGAUUGUCAAAAACAGCUGGGGAGAGGAAUGGGGUGACAAGGGCUACAUCCUAAUGUCAAGAGAGAAAAAUAACAACUGUGGAAUUGCCAGCCUUGCCAGCUUCCCUCUAAUGUAAAAUGAAGAGGAAGACAAUACCUGACAUGUGGAGAUGAGUGAUGACAGAUACGGCAAGAGACUGUGUCUAAGAAAAAAACUGACAGAUCAUGACUGAUAUUACACUAUAAUUUUCCCUCUGCAUAUACAGAAAGGUUAAAUGUAUAUGUUACGGCUGUCUUGCACUGUUAUUUACAUUGUACCUGCUGAAACAGGAUUUAAAUAAAAACACACUUUACAUUAA